Ochlerotatus camptorhynchus is the source of this 4678-nucleotide messenger RNA. Its product is annotated as tonsoku-like protein. Gene Ontology annotation, molecular function: protein binding. Gene Ontology annotation, biological process: double-strand break repair via homologous recombination; replication fork processing. NCBI's taxonomy places the organism in Eukaryota, Metazoa, Arthropoda, Insecta, Diptera, Culicidae. Bases 173 to 4627 code for a protein of 1484 amino acids. The transcript is spliced from 4 exons. Gene Ontology annotation, cellular component: nuclear replication fork. The record is from RefSeq and is a predicted model, not a curated record.
ACUGCGGUUACAGAUGGUCGCUUCAGGAAAAGCUAAUUUUACUAUUGGAAAUUCGACUGAAAUGUACAAUUUUUUCAACUUUUCGAGUCACUGUAUAAUAAACUAGUGCAAGUGUGAAUCAAAGUUUGCUUGAAAUUAUGUGUGAACCCGAGUAGAAUCGUGCUUCGAAAACAUGGAUUUGGAUCUGGAGGAGCAAAGACUCCUCCGUCGCAAGAAGAAAUCCUCCGAAGCGGGCAAUUUGCAACAGCUGGCGGAAACAUGUCGGAAGUUGGGGGAGCUGUACAGCGACCGUGGCGAACACCGGAAGGCGCUGAACGAGUACAAGCUGGUUGCCAAAGCAUAUCACAAUCUGAAGAUGCCUAUGGAGGUGGGCAGGGCCAACCGGAUGGUUGGGGAGAUGUUUAUGCUCUUGGGUGAAUUUGAGAAGGCCCUGCAGUACGAGAAGGUGUACCUGGACAUUGCGCGGAAUGAGGACGACAAGGUAGAACUGCAGCGGGCUUAUAUUACGAUCGGGAGAACUUAUUUGCUAAAGGGGCAGAGUUGUGAUGGAACGGAGGCGGCGAAGGAACCUCUGACGGAAGCAGAGAAAGCAUUCCAAAAAGGACUGAAGCUCAGUCGGGAGCUGAAGGAAGUGGGCAAGUUGGAACGGUUUGAUAUGGAAGCAAGGGCUUUGCUCAAUCUGGGAGUGACAAAGGAACACCAGGGGCAUCUGGAAGCAGCGCUGGAGUAUAUGCAUACAGCGACCAAGAUUGCCCUGAACAAUGAUCUGCUGGAGCUGUUGCAUCAGUGUUACAUUUCUUCGGCUUUAUUGUUCAAUGCGAAGCAAAGCAAUCACACCAAGGCGUUGAAGAUAUUGAGUGAAGCACUGGAAGUCGCUUCCAGGCUCAGCAACAAAGCAGCCAAGAUGUGCGAAACCCUGUUGAUCAAGGCGGACGCGAUGAUUCGGAUGGGAGAUUUCCAAAGUGCCAAACAAGCACUGAAGAAAGCUUUCCGAAUGAAGACGCCGGUGGUUUCGGACGCGGAAAACAUCGAACGGCAACUCAAAAUUUUGGUGGCAAUCUGCCGCGUGGAGGAUGAACUGAUUACGACCGAUAGUAGCCAGUAUGGUAAGCAGAAGAUUCUGUACGAAAAGAUGGGCGACGGGGCGUGCAAGCUGGAGAACUACAGUAAAGCAAUUGAUUACUACUUGAAGAUGCUGGAGUGCGCCCAGUUGAAUGGGGAAGCUGACAGGGAUCUGGUUCCGACCUACGUUAGUCUGUAUCAAACAUACAAGGACAAUAAGCAGUUCGAGGAUGCGCUCAUUUUCCUGUGGAAAGAGUACGAUUUGAUUCAGGAUAUUCCGAAGGAAGCUUACAACACACUGCUGAGCAUUGCCGAAGUGUACGAAGCUCAGAAACGGUCCUUAUUCGACACCGAGGACAUCUACCGUCGAGUUCGACAGGAAGCUAAAAAGAUGAAGUCCUUGAAGAUGGAACGAAUUCCCCUCAAGCGAUGCAUUGUCAUGCUUAAAAAGCACUCAAUGGAUCUGAUGGCGGAGAAUCUGGAAAAGGAAGCAAAGGACCUUGGAAUCGAUCUGGCCAUUGAGGACGGUAACGGAAGUGACGAUGAUUCGGGAGACGAGCCGGACGAAACGGAGACGUCGAUCGAGUUUGCCAUCAACACUCCGGAUAUCGGGGACGAUGUAGAUUUGUCUGAACUGUCCGACUCGGAUGAAGAUCGCUCGAAACAGGUGGAGAAACAGUCGGAUGCCAGAAGUUCCCGGAAGCGGGGGAUGUCGUUUCAGAUCAAGAGGAACAACAAAGGCGAAACUCAAUUGCAUCAAGCUUGCAUUGCUGGGAAUAAGUUAUUGGUUCAGAAGCUUCUGGAGCAAGGCCAUCCGGUUAACAUCCGCGACCAUGCUGGGUGGCUUCCGCUACACGAAUCGUGCAUUCACGGUCACAAAGAGAUUGUGGAGAUGCUUUUGGACAAGGGAGCUCACAUUAAUGAUAAGGGCGGGACCAGUUGUGAUGGAAUAACACCACUCUACGAUGCAUGCUCGAAUGGAAAUUUAGAAGUCGUUGAGUUCCUGUUGAAUCGAGGAGCGAACUGCACACAACGCACCGACUCCGGGGAUACGACUCUGAACGUGCUUGAACUGUGGUUUAAAGGCGUUCAGAAGAAGCUUCUGCAUGAAGAUAUCGCCUUCUACAACACCAUUCGAGAUCGCAUCAUUAGCUGCUUCGACAAGGCAGGAAUCAAGCCAACGGAAGCUGGCAUCGUUCCGGAGUCGAUGGAAGUGGAACCGACUUCUUCCGGAACUGCUCGCUCUACUCGACGCCGUGCAAAUCGUCAUGGUCGAUCGGAUUCCGAUUCAGAACGAGACGAAACUCGGACCGUUCGCACUGUCACCAGUAAUCAAAGCUCCGGUUACGGAAGCAGCAAAGGUACUCCGAAGACCUCGGCCCAAAAGCGCCCGUCAGAUAUCGUUUCGGAUUCGGCAUCCGACAUGGAACCGGAACCCGGUCCUUCACGGUCUUUUCGUGAAAAAACCGCCCGUGGAUCGUCCGGAGUAGACGACUACCGUAAUGCCAUUCAAGUACUGCGGAAGGGAAACACGAUGCGGGCUCAGAUCGUAUCACCACUGAAAGAUCCUAAUCCAGGACCGGCCAAACGGGCCGCCUACAUGCGCCAGGCGGAAGUAGGUGACGAUUGGCUAGUCAAUGAUCUGGGCCCGAAUAAAAAACGACAGAAAAUUCUCUCGGAAAAGGACUACACUGAGCCUAAUAAGCAACAUCCUCGGCCACUGAAUCGAAGCUUCGAGCGAGAACGUUCUCCGGGGGAGGCACUUCCGAUUUCCGACAGGACAAUAACUUCUACUGGAUUGGAGUAUGAUGAGGACCCGGAUGAACCACAGGUGACCGUGGUAAGUAGACGAAGCGAGCGUGCAUCAUCAGAGGAAAGUGGUCCCGAUGCCCUUCAGAUUCUGAUGAACGCUUCCGGGAGGAGUUUCUCCCGAAAGCCGUCGACUCAGUCAAAGAUGCGUCGACAGCGUUCGAGUGGAAGUUUCAACCGGAAUCAGACUUCGCUGCUGGAGGUGGGGUUUAAUAUGUCCACACGGUCAGACAGUCCAACGAUUGGACAAAUGGAUAGAAGUAUGGUGUCUCCGGCGAAGAGUAGUACCAGCCAGAGAACGCCUGUAAAAGCUGGGGCAUUGUCGAUGGUUGGAAAGCAAACACCGGUGAAGAUUCUACCUCCGAACAUGGUCCGAGUGAUCAUCGAAGGCGAUUUCAUCGAUGUCAGUUACGAUGAAGAAAGAAUCAUGGAAUUGAAUGUCGGAUGGCUGAUCAACGAAGUGGUGAAGCGUUACGGAAUCAAACAUGGAAAACGACCACUUAUAAAACUACUACGGCCAGAUGGUGGCCUUUGUAUGGAUACCGAUCCCCUUACGACGCUUCUGUGCGGCUCGGAUUCCAUAAUCAAUUCCUACCUCAUAGAAUUCGAAAAGCUGCGUUCGGAUCAGUUCUACGAGGAUUAUUGCAAACAUCGCGAUGUUGAAAUGCUUACCGAACUGCUCCAUUCGCUGGGCACCAUGGAAAACACCGGUCACUUUACACUUCGCCGGGAUUUCCUCUCCGCCAAGCCCCACCAGUGGAAUAUUCUAUUUCAAGCGCUUGGUUACCAGGGUCGUGUCCGAGAGCUAAACCUAUCAUUCAACCAACUCACCGAUGUCGACUUCCAGGAGCUCACCGUCAAACUUCCUUCCUUCAAACUUCUUGAAAAGCUUAAUCUUUCGAUGAAUUGUAUCAGUCACAAGGGAAUUGCUAAUCUAUCUGGCCUCCUAGCAGGCACUGGAACCGAUGGGUUCAUCCCCCUAGCAAACGCCUUAUCACAUCUGACUGAGCUGGAUCUCAGUCGAAAUCCGCUUAUGGACCAGAGCUUGCUGGUACUGACCAGCGUUUGCCAGCAACUAAAACAGCUCAAAGUUCUCCGCCUGACUUCGACGGGAAUUACGAACCUUACCUUCGCAACACCCCCUCUCGACAUAUCACAGCUUCAAGUGCUCGAUGUUUCCGAAAAUAACCUCAACAAGAAAUCCAUCGAUUAUAUGUUCACCAAGUUGAACACGAGAAUAAUCACUGAACUAAACCUUCAUUCCCUAGGGAAAUUAAGGGAGUUUAAGCCUGCCUUCAUCCUAGCCAUCCAGUCCUAUGACUUCGACAUGCUACGAUCGCUAAAUCUGAGCAACUGCGGCUUAACCGAUGCCGAUCUUAGUGCGAUUGUGUUUUCAUUGAAAACGACCGCCGAGAAGCUCAAGCACCUGGAUGUCUCAUUUAACGCCAAACUGACACAAAAGAGUCUUGUUGAAAUUUUGCAAAGCUUUACCAAUGAAUCACUAGAAUCGGUGCGCCUAUUGCAGAAUCCUCUGGUUCUGAAGAGCUUCGUGGCGAACGAUAUGGUAGGAGCGAUUAAGUACGAUCGGGAUCAAAGUUAUCCGUACCGGCUGGAACUGAUGGUGCCUUUGCGGCUUUCCGAAGAACAGAUCGAGGAGCUGCGUGGCGCGUUGACUCUGUUUUGGGAGCGGAUCUGGAAGGAACGUGCUGUUGUGGAAGUGAAUAAGCAUAAGGUUAAGCUGUCAAUGCGGCUUUAGGAUAGUUUAGAUAGUGUUGGAUAGUGAGUGAAAUUUGAUAAUAAACGUGAU